AAAUUGUCAAAAUGACGCGCAGUUGACUCAAAUACGUUUUAUAAGUAAAUCAAGUAUUUCUUUAAUAUUCCUCAUUUAUUCCAGAAUCAUUAAUAAUGGUGUCCAGUAACACUAUAAAUAUAAAAAAUUCAUCUACAGCAGAUCUGACUCCAACUUUAAAAAAGUACAAGUUAGUAUUUUUAGGUGAACAAAGUGUAGGAAAGACUUCUUUGAUUACCAGAUUCAUGUAUGACAGCUUCGAUACGAAUUAUCAGGCCACCAUAGGUAUAGACUUCCUCUCUAAGACUAUCUAUCUCAGAGAUCGCACGAUCAGAUUACAGCUGUGGGAUACUGCAGGUCAAGAAAGAUUUAGAUCACUUAUUCCUUCAUACAUCAGAGACUCGGCAGUUGCUGUCGUGGUGUAUGACGUCACAAAUAUGGUCUCAUUCGAACAGACUCGUAAGUGGAUUGACGACGUUAGGAAAGAACGAGGGACAAAAGUCAUGAUCAUGCUAGUAGGCAAUAAAGUGGAUCUUGAGAACUUAAGAGAGAUUUCAACAGACACAGCAAUGCUGAUGGCGAAAGAGUGGAAUGUCUUGUUUAUUGAAACAAGCGCGAAAGAAGGUUACAAUGUAAAGCAGUUAUUUAAAAAAAUAGGUGAAGCACUUCCCGAGAUAGAUCCAGCACUAAAUGAGACAGACGUCAAAGAGGUUGUGUUAGAAACUAAUGAUGAAUGUGAAGCUGAAGGUUAUUGCUUAUGUUGAAAUUUGCAUGACAUUAAACGUUUUCAAAAGUUCA
Acanthoscelides obtectus is the source of this 777-nucleotide messenger RNA. The record is from the annotation of a GenBank genome assembly. NCBI's taxonomy places the organism in Eukaryota, Metazoa, Arthropoda, Insecta, Coleoptera, Chrysomelidae.